AUGCCCACCAUAUACUCGUCGCUAUACGCGAACUUCAUCCGUCAAGGAUCGACAUUCGUCAAAUCCGCCACAGCACACGGUUACGCCCAAUCCGUCGUAGCCGCCACACAUCCUCACCUCCUCAACUCUCAGAACCGCCCAGUAUUCGGGCGUCGCCAUACCAACCGUCUUAGCCGCCUUUCGGCUCUCCAGCUCACAUCCGCCUUCCACACCGAUAAGUCUUCUUCGGCGGCCUUUGCCGACCCCAAGCAGACUUACAGCCAUGGAGGUUUAGACGGCUACUUCGAGGCUCUCAAGAGCAAGGAGUCGGCCGGCGAGGAGCUCGACAAUGAGUGGACUCAAUAUGAGUUCCCCAAGCGUCUAGAAUGGAAGCCCAGCUCCUCCACAGUCCUGACGAAUCAGGAGGAGCUGGCCGCAGGUGCUGAGAAGGCCUCCGACGAGGUUGCCCCCUCACGUCCCAUGACACCUGAGGAGCAGGCAGCCCUCGCUCACAUCGACGCCGCAUUGGAAAAAGAGGUAGAGCUCCGAAGGCAAGCCGAGGAGGAAGGAAUCGACGAGCCCGUGCUCCGCCCGAGGACGGCUACACCAGGCUCCCUGGGCCGCUCUGCCACGCCCCCGGUCGACCCCCAGUCCCAGUCCUACGCCGACCACCUUGACAAACUGUCCGCCGCUGGACGCUAUGCCGAGAUUCCCGCCGUCUUCGAGGCCAUGCUGGCCACCGGUGUCAAGCCCAUCGCCGGCUCCUACAAUGCCCUGCUCGUCGCCGCCAUCCACAUCCCCAGUCAGAAGAGCGAGGUCGUCUCCAAGGCCCUCGACGUCUACACUGACAUGGUCCGCAGGCGCGUAUCCCCCGAUGCCGACACAUACAAUAUACUUGUCGGUCUGCUGGCUUCGCGCUCUCUCGAAGUCUCAAGCUUGAUGUCGGGACUCAAGGAGAAGCUGGCCCGCUUCGGUGGCAUGGACGAGCCCGGCAAGUUCAUGCUCGCCUCGCACGAGUUUGAGUAUGCCAUCCUCUCAGAGGACGACCGCCUCGACCUCGCCAUGAAGCUGUUUGACAGCUCCAUCGACGCCGACAUGGCCCUCUACACGGCUGAGACGUACCAUCAGCUCAUCUGCGCCUGCGCCCAGGCUGGUCGCAUUUCCGACAUGCUCCGUCUCUUUGAGCACAUGGAACUGGCCAAGACGGCUCCCUUCGCGGCCGUCUUCCCCGCCAUGAUCUCCGCCUUCGCCAGCUCGGGCGACCUCGUCAGCGCUGUCGAGUGCUACAACGAGUACCGCGCCCUUGCCAUCGCUGACGACAUGGGCAAGACGACCCUGCACGACCGCCUGGACGCCCAGGUGUACGCUUCGGUCAUCAACGCCUAUGUCAUCUCCGACAAGAUUGAGGGUGCCAUGAAGUUCUUCCAGAAGAUUGUCGGUGAGUAUGGUGUCCGUGCCAUCGACAUCAAGGAUGCCCUAGUCAGCGCCGGCUUCGUCAAGGGCUUCCUGACCCGCGGCAUCUACCAAGAGGCUUUCUACUGGGCUCAGUCUGUCACUGCCAGGGGCGCCUCCAUGAACGAGAUUGCCACGGCUGCUGCCGACAAUGGUGAUGUCGAGACUGCCCACAAGGCCUACGCCCACAUCCCCUCCGGGUUGGACGCGACGUCGGCCUCGAUCGCCAUGCUGGCCAUGAGCGUCCGCCAGGGAGACGUCGCGUCCGCCGCCAAGUUCUGGCACGUUCUCUCCGCACCCGAGACGCCCGUCGAUGCUGCCAUGAUUGAGCCCACCACAAUGUACGCCGUUGCCCUGAUCGGUUCGGGCCAGGUGGCUGAGGGUCUUGCCCAGUCUGAGGUCAUGUUCCAGAAGAUCCGUGCCUCACGGCCCGAGCUUGCCGAGGAGGUUGAAGAGGGUGUCGAGUUCAUCGCCGAGUACAUGGCUGCCCGCGCCAUCGCGGACCCCCGCGAGCUUACCUCGCCUGUUUCGACGCAGCCCCAGCAGUCUAUGACGUCCUCACCCUUCUUGUCGACCCCUACCACUGCCAGCUUCGAGGACAGCUUCGACCCUUAUGCCCACAGCACCGACUUCAAAGGAUCAUCGCUCAUCGCCGACGACAUCGAGGGCAGUCACGGACGCAAGGGCCCUCGCCUCGGUGAUGCCAUGAACCGCUUGAGGAACAUGCGCCGUGCUGGAAGGCACCCGCGCUACAUCACCUACGCCAAGCUCAUCUCGGCCGCCGCUCGCGAGGGCAAGAUGGAACAGUGCCAGGAGAUCCUCUCCAUGGCUCGCUCCGACGUGCCCCUGAUGCCCCAGUACGCUGUUGUCCGCUACGGGUGGUCCUCUAUCCUGGACGCCAUGGUCGGUGCCUGCCUCAGCGUGGGCAACCGUGGCCGUGCUGAGCAAUACCACCAGGAGCUGCUGGACAUGGGCUCCGCCCCUUCUGCCAACACUUUUGGUCUGUACAUCACGACGCUCAAGGAGUCGACCAAGACAUUCGACGAGGCCACCGAGGCCGUGCGCAUCUUCCACCGCGCGCAGGCUGAAGGUGUCGAGCCCAGCUCGUUCCUCUACAAUGCUCUCAUCGGCAAGCUGGGUAAGGCCCGCCGUAUCGAUGACUGCCUCUUCUACUUUUCGGAGAUGAGGGCUCUGGGAAUCAAGCCCACGUCGGUCACGUAUGGUACUGUGGUCAACGCCCUCUGCCGCGUCAGCGACGAGAAGUCUGCCGAGGAGUUGUUUGACGAGAUGGAGUCGAUGCCCAACUACAAGGCACGCCCCGCUCCCUACAACAGCAUGAUGCAGUUCUUCUUGACAACGAAGCGCAACAAGGCCAAGGUGCUCGCCUACUACGAGCGCAUGAAGGCCCGCGGCAUCGCCCCCACGGCUCACACGUACAAGCUUCUGGUUGACACGCACGCCUCGCUCGAGCCUGUGGACAUGGAGGCGGCCGAGGCCGUCCUCGCAGCCAUCCGCGCCUCUGGUCAGCACACGGAGCCUGUUCACUAUGCCUCGCUCAUACACGCCCGCGGCUGCGUCCUCCACGACGUUGACGGUGCCCGCUCCGUCUUCGACUCUGUCGCUCGCGGCGACGCCGAAGCGGCGGGUGUCCCUCUCAACGCCAGCCUGUUCCAGGCCCUCUUCGAGGCCAUGGUUGCCAACCACCGCGUGUCUGAGUCCGAGGGUCUCCUAGCGGACAUGCGCGCCCGCGGUAUCCCCAUGACGGCCUACAUAGCCAACACGCUCAUCCACGGCUGGACGGCCGACAAGAAGAUUGAGAAGGCCCAGGCCAUCUACGACAGCGUCAGCCGCGAGAGCCGUGAGCCGAGCACGUACGAGGCCAUGACUCGUGCAUACCUGGCUGUCGGCCAGCGCGAUGAUGCCAAGCGUGUUGUCGGCGAGAUGCUUUCGAGGGGAUACCCCAGCGCCGUUGUGAACAAAGUUCUCGAACUCCUCGGUCAGGAUGCCACUGCUUAG
Geosmithia morbida is the source of this 3447-nucleotide messenger RNA. RefSeq names its product PPR repeat. Gene Ontology annotation, molecular function: protein binding. Bases 1 to 3447 code for a protein of 1148 amino acids. The record is from RefSeq and is a predicted model, not a curated record. The transcript has a single exon. Lineage: Eukaryota; Fungi; Ascomycota; Sordariomycetes; Hypocreales; Bionectriaceae.